AGUGCUCUUGCUUUAGUCUCCGCCUCUGCCAGCACCACCGCGGAUGACGUCGAACAACAAAGAUGGCGGGAGGAAACAGCAACUACUGGGAAGACCUGCGGAAGCAGGCGAGGCAGCUGGAGAACGAGCUGGACCUGAAGCUGGUGUCCUUCAGUAAGCUGUGCACCAGUUACAGCAGUUCUCGGGACGGCCGUAGAGGAGACAGUAGUUCAGAUACAACGCCUCUGCUCCCCAACUCCACUCAAGACAGAAUGUUUGAGACCAUGUCAGUGGAGAUUGAGCAGCUACUUGCGAAACUUACGGGGGUGAAUGACAAGAUGGCUGAGUAUACAAGCACACCAGGAGUAACGUCUCUGAACGCUGCUCUAAUGCACACUCUCCAGAGGCACAGAGACAUCCUACAGGACUACACACAUGAAUUUCAUAAAACCAAAUCAAACUUCAUGGCAAUCAGGGAGAGAGAGGAUCUUCUGGGAUCUGUGAGAAAAGACAUUGAGACAUAUAAGAGUGGCUCGGGAGUGAAUAACAGGCGGACAGAGCUCUUCCUGAAAGAACACGAGCACCUGAGAAACUCAGAUCGGCUUAUUGAUGACACAAUAAGCAUUGCCAUGGCAACCAAGGAGAACAUGACCUCCCAGCGAGGAUUUUUGAAGUCUAUACAGAGCAGGGUCAACACCCUGGCCAACCGUUUCCCUGCCAUCAAUAACCUAAUACAGCGGAUCAACUUGAGGAAGAGAAGGGACUCAUUAAUUCUGGGAGGAGUCAUCGGCAUCUGCACCAUCCUUCUGCUGCUAUAUGCUUUUCACUGACGGACAGGGGAGCUAACCGACUUCUUUUGGGGGGAGUUCUGCAGAGCAGUGGCGAAGCCUUGAGAAAGGGCUCAAUGAGAGGAGGACCAUUGGGGCCACAAAACAGAAGCCCACCUGGCCUAGUCUGGUAACAGGAUUGAUUGUAGCCAGCAUGGACCUUAUUUGUAUUUAGCAUUGGGAGGGGUUUAGCUCUAACAGCCUUUUUUUGUUUCUAUACUACAAACAAUGCGCUGUUCAGAUGUGAACUGGGACUGGAGACCAAAUUACUAA
Sinocyclocheilus rhinocerous is the source of this 1079-nucleotide messenger RNA. Its product is annotated as Golgi SNAP receptor complex member 1-like. Gene Ontology annotation, biological process: inter-Golgi cisterna vesicle-mediated transport; endoplasmic reticulum to Golgi vesicle-mediated transport; vesicle fusion. The transcript is spliced from 9 exons. Lineage: Eukaryota; Metazoa; Chordata; Actinopteri; Cypriniformes; Cyprinidae. The record is from RefSeq and is a predicted model, not a curated record. The coding region runs from base 63 to 809 and encodes 248 amino acids. Gene Ontology annotation, cellular component: SNARE complex; cis-Golgi network; Golgi medial cisterna. Gene Ontology annotation, molecular function: SNAP receptor activity.